AGAAAAGUUACAAGAGAGACGACAGGAAGACUCAGAAAGGAGAGAGGGAGAGAGAGAGGAGGGGGACGCAUCGUGAGAGAAGAAGAAGAAGGGGAGAAACCCAUUCCAGCUGUGUUUCUCUAUCAAAUAGAGCCGUGAGAACUUCUCCACGUUGAAGGAUUUUCCGAGGGAUCAAACAUUCACUUCUGACAUUCUUCUGUCAGCAUCAGCUGUUUAUUGUCACAGUUGUACAUGUUGAGAUAUCACCCAGAGUUUAUUGGAUAAAGACGUAUUUGUUUUUGGGUCCAUUUGAAGACAAACAUGAGCGCAGGCAACUCGACUCUGCUGGACAGCUUGUUCUUUCCGCCUCUCUGCGACGGCUGGACCAACAACACAGAGGGAGCCAUCUACCAUUUGGGCAACACCAUGCUGAUCCUGGGCUACAUGGGAGGCAGCGGCGCCUACGGGUGCCUCUUCAUCUUCGGCUUCCUGGUUCCCGCCCACACCUGCCUGACCCUGUGGGGCUGGAUGACCGUGUGCGGCCUGGACGUCUUCACCUGGAACCUGCUCAUGGUGCUGGCCUGCCUGGCCCAGAUCUGCCACCUGGUCUGCCGGCUGCUCCAGGAGGGCGUACGCGGCGAGGAGCUGACCUCCCUCUACCAGGCGGUGUACCUGCCGCUGGGCGUGCCCGUCCAGGUGUUCAAGGAGAUCGCAGGCGCCUUCCAGAACAAGGUGGUGGAGCUGAAGGCGGGAGAGACGUACGCUGUGGAGGGCAAGACGGCCAUCGACAAGCUCUCCUUUCUGCUGUCUGGGAGGAUCAAUGUAUCUUUGGAGGGGCAGUUUCUGCAUUACAUCCACCGCCACCAGUUCCUCGACUCUCCAGAGUGGGAGUCUCUCAGACCAAACGAGGAGGGAAAGUUCCAGGUGACCAUGACAGCAGAGGAAGACUGCCGCUACAUCUCGUGGCGUCGCCGGCGCCUGUAUUUGGCGAUUUCGAAGGACCGCUACAUCGCCCGCGUCUUCUCCGUCAUGCUGGGCUACGACAUCGCCGAGAAGCUCUACAACCUCAACAACAAGCUCUACAUCAAGAACGGCGUGCUGUUGGACAUUCGCCUGCCCAGCCUCUACCACGUGCUGGCACCCUCCUCGCAGGGCAGCGGCAGCGGAAGUGACGGAGGCCUCGGCAAGGAGCACCUGCAGGGCGAAGACUCGGCGCCGGCCUACCAGAUGUCCGAUCAGGCCCAGUUUCAGCCCCACUUGCAGGGACCGAGGACCCCCUUCUUGGAGGAACCCCAGGACCCCCAGCAUGAGCGCUAUCAGCACCCUUGGGCAUCAGACCCCGAUCUGCCCACCGGAAGUGAUGGUGACGGGGAUCGACCACCUCGGUUCCAGCGGGGCAGAGCGCCUCUGGCUCCCACCGACACUCCCAAACUGUGAGAGCAGUCCAUCAUCUGCAGUGAAGCAGUACCAAUGUGUCACGUGACACGUGACGCCGUCUCCUCCUCGCUCUUCGUCCCUGUUCUCACCUCACUUCACAUCAUCAGUCCCGAGCAUGAAGAAGGACUUUUAGUCUGAUGUCAAAUUAUUUUCUCGUCGAGAUGUAAAGUCUCUCAGAACACCGUGAAGCUCUGAAGUCUGCCUUAAAAUCACAACGACAGCGGGACCCAACACUUUUAUUCAAUUAAAUGUGAAACAUCUAGAUAUUUUUAGUGAUCAUGGCAUUUAUAAAAUAUCUAUAAUUGAACUCAAUAAAAAGCUUUGUAUUGUGUUUCUGUAGCUGCUAUCAGAGACAAACAUCUCUCCGAUCAAAGAUGGACACUCGCAGAUAAUCUGCUUAAUAAAUUAAAUAAAGUCUGAAUUAAAUCCCACUGAGGACAUGAGACGACCUGGCAUAUUAUUUUAUGUAAUAAAAAUGGAUUCAGUGAUGUUAAAACAGAGGAAUUUUCGUUUUCAUCUCAUUUGAUGUUAAAACAAAUAUUGUUUGAUUUUGUUUUCCACAUAUAAGAGUAUUGAUUUAACUCAGUAAAGUACGACACAUUUUAGGGAUCUGACUGAUAGAACCACGGAAAAUAUUUAGUUUUGCAAACUUCUCGAGAUAUUUCCAGACACGUGAACAGUUUUGAUUUUCUCUUUCACUUUCAUAUUUAUUUUAUUUAUCUGAAUGCACCGUGACUCGAUGCCAUCUGGAGCUCAACCUCUGACUUCAUCUUUGUCGAUAUAGUCGAUGCCUGUAGACCUUGUUUUUUAAAAAUGUUUGUAACUAAUUGAGUAUUUCAUACACAUGUAAACUGUGAAUUGCAUUAUUUGUCCUGUUAUUGACUUGCAAAAUACAGAGAAGGGACUAAAGUGAAGAGGUUUUUAAGAAGUAUUUUCAUGGGGCCAAGAUUUCUCCAUAAAGCUCUUUGUGUGCAGUGAACAUGUGGUUUGUUUUCUGUGACUCUUCAGACCUCUCAGAGUUUAUAGAACCAAGAUGUAUCUCCUCUUCACCUCAUAUUUGAUCGCAGAAUAAUCUGCAAAAUAUUGUUCCAGUGAUUGUUAUUAAAUUAGAUAGAAACUUUCA
Molecule: messenger RNA, 2539 nt
Organism: Anarrhichthys ocellatus (wolf-eel)
Lineage: Eukaryota; Metazoa; Chordata; Actinopteri; Perciformes; Anarhichadidae
Gene: popdc2
Product: popeye domain cAMP effector 2
Exons: 4
Coding region: 301-1416 (371 amino acids)
Biological process (GO): heart development; skeletal muscle tissue development; striated muscle cell differentiation
Cellular component (GO): sarcolemma
Molecular function (GO): cAMP binding
Source: RefSeq, a predicted model, not a curated record